Molecule: messenger RNA, 1403 nt
Organism: Phodopus roborovskii (desert hamster)
Lineage: Eukaryota; Metazoa; Chordata; Mammalia; Rodentia; Cricetidae
Product: transmembrane protein 74-like
Source: RefSeq, a predicted model, not a curated record
UCUGUCACAGGAAUGUGUGAGUCCCUGGAUAAAUUUGGCCUGGUGACGGCAGCGUGCUCUCUCCAUAGAUACUGUCACUUCCUCCUUGCUCCUUCUCCUCCCUGACCUGAGUUUCUCCCUGCUAACCCUGUGACAAGUCUGAAGACUUGCCAUUUCCAUACUCUUCUGCCACCAGGUUCCAUUUCUCCUUCACGCCCCUCUCAUGAGGAACUGAGGCUAAGGUGUCCUGAAUCCACCAUGGCUAUGAAGGAAAUGGGGACCAGAGGAGCAGGCCUCUCUAUAGAGCUGGCUUAGAAUCUGCUAGGUUCUUAUCUUACUGGGGUGCCACUGGCAAAAUUUCUGGAAAUUGCUUCAGGGAUUCUAAGCAGCUCCCAUGGAGCUCCACUCCCUGACUAAGAGGAAGAAGCCAGAGGACUUGGGCAAUGCUGUGGACUGGAGUUCAGGAGAGACUCUUGGUGACCAGGCAGAGGAGGCGCCCAUCACAGCUGCCCUUUGCUCUCAGAAAAACUGUCCAUCCACACCAAGAGCAGCUGUAGUGGAAGUGUCUAGACUUAGCCCUUCUCCAGCAUCCCCAACCUCCUUGCUCCAAGACUAUGCUAUUCAGCCAAGCUUUUUCCCACCAGGACCUUCUGACUCAGGAAACAAUCAGGUAAUGGCAGAUCGUAAAGUCUGCAAUUGUUGCAGCCAGGAACUAGAAACUUCUUUUACUUAUGUGGAUGAGAAUGUCAACCUAGAACAGAGAAGUCAGAGGUCCCCAUCAGCAAAAGGCUGUAAUCACCCUGGAGAUCUUGGCUGGGGAAACUCUAAUGAAUGGUCCCAUGAUGCUGCCAUGUCUUUGAUAUCUGAAGAUGAAGAUGAUACAAGUUCAGAAGCCACAUCUUCAGGGAAGUCUAUAGACUACGGUUUCAUAAGUGCCAUCUUGUUCUUGGUCACGGGUAUCUUGCUGGUGAUCAUUUCUUAUAUUGUCCCCCGGGAGGUGACAGUGGAUCCCAAUACAGUGGCAGCCCGGGAGAUGGAACGCCUAGAAAAAGAGAGUGCAAGGCUAGGUGCACACCUGGACCGCUGUGUGAUCGCUGGGCUCUGCCUCCUCACACUCGGGGGAGUCGUUCUUUCCUGCUUGCUGAUGAUGUCUAUGUGGAAGGGGGAGCUCUAUCGUCGAAAUAGAUUUGCCUCUUCUAAGGAGUCUGCAAAACUCUAUGGUUCUUUCAACUUCAGGAUGAAAACCAGCGCUAAUGAAAACACCCUGGAACUAUCCUUGGUGGAGGAAGAUGCCCUUGCUGUACAGAGUUAAUUCUGAUAGCCUUGUGAGACAACCAUGCAUUAUAUGUGAAAAAAUUAAGUUAACAGUGUCUUAUUUGUUUGGCAAGAAAGGUUUUCUUUUGUUGUUGUUAUUUUCCACAUGC